Drosophila pseudoobscura is the source of this 2328-nucleotide messenger RNA. RefSeq names its product Radial spoke head protein 3 (gene Rsph3). Bases 16 to 1983 code for a protein of 655 amino acids. Lineage: Eukaryota; Metazoa; Arthropoda; Insecta; Diptera; Drosophilidae. The record is from RefSeq and is a predicted model, not a curated record. The transcript is spliced from 4 exons. Gene Ontology annotation, cellular component: cilium.
CACAAUUGUUGAACGAUGCCAGAGACAGAGACGACCAGCAGCAGCAGCCCCAAGAAUCAGCACGAAGAUCACUUUCCCAAGCCACAGCCACAGCCACAGCAGCAGCAGCAGCAGAACUUUUCCUUCUCCAGCAGCUAUCCCUAUGCACCAGGACGCACCUCCAACUCCAAUUCCAACUCCAACUCCAACUUGAACAAUUCCUACAACGUGCAACGCUAUCAGAGUCCCUACAAUUUCCAGCACGUGGUGACGAACGCCUUCUCCGUGCUGCAGCCUCAUCCCUCGGAGGAUCUUGCUCUCAAUCCGCGACCACAGCAGGCCAUAGUGCGUCCCACACGGCGACAGGAGGUGCCGCUCGAACCGGAACCAUCCGUGGACCAUGUAGAUCCCCCUCGAUCCUUCUUCUCGAGGAGCAACCAGGAGGUGCGCAGCUUUGCGGAUGAGUUGAGCCACAAGCUGCGUUUCCUGGCGCCGGAGGAGAACUACGGUGGCGGCAUCAGCAGCAUCGGCGGCAUCACCGGCGCCUGGAUGGCCGCCCGUCACUCCGGCGACAUGACACAGCGUCCGCGCUUCGAGACGACUGUGCCCACCGGCAUCUUUCUGCCGCCGCCCCACGAAGUGCAGAUGCUCCCAGCCUCGAUGCUGCGGCGCCAUGUGUAUGCCUACUCCUCGUACCCCAUGAUCCUGCAGAGCUACUACUCGAAGGACCCUCUCAAAUCGCCCAAUCCCGGGGAAAAGGAGCCCAAGGCGGUGACUGCCACACGAUUGAAUGGGUUUCGUGCCACCGCUGCCGUUGCAGCAGCCACUGCGGCAGUGGCAGUGGCAGCAGCUCCAGUGGCAGCGGCCCCCAAGGCCCCCUCCACCGAUCAAACGCAAUCCCUGGCCGGUGGUCUUCACAUAACGAAGGCCCAGUUCCAGCAGCAACUGCAGCAGCGUCGCGGCACCAGCGACAAGAGAGCCGUUGUGCCGCCGCCAGAGCCCUACAAGAACGUCAUGUACGACCGUCGUGUCAUAAAAGGCAGCAACUUUGGCAACGCCUCCAUGGUGGCGGAUGUGGAUCCCUUCGACAAGGCCGCGGAAAUUAAGCGACGCAAUAUGCUACGAAAGCGUUCGAUCCAAUGCAGAAACCAGAGGAAUGUCCUGGGCACACCACCGCCGGUGAAGGGCCGCAAACACGAGACUAUUCAGACAGAGAAGUAUUUGGAGAAACUGGGACAGCGUCCACCCGAAUUCACGGUGGACACGCAAACGGAUCUGUUUUUGGAGAAGCCGCCAACACCGCCAUUCAUCGCCGCGAAGGUGGGCGUCGAUGUGGGCACCGAAAUCGGCGAGGGCGAGCUCUUCCACUUCGAUGCCGAGGCACAGCCCAUUAUUGAUGUCCUGGUGGAUGCCUGCAUCGAGCAGAGCAUGCUGGAGGUCGCACACGAGAUGGAAUUGGACAGUUUGCGCCGCAAGCAGGAGGAAUUCCUCGCCCAACGCGAGGUGGAGCUUGCCGAACUGCGGCGCCUGGAGGCUGAGGAGAUGCGUCUGCGUGCCGAGAAGGAGCGCCGCCUGCGGCAGGAUGCCAUUGCUAAGGAACUCGACGCCGAGAUGCAGAAGAGCGUGACGGCAGCCAAGCUCUUGCAGGGCCACAUUGCCAGUCUGGUGCCCGAGGUCCUGGAGAACAUCGAGCCGGCCAGCGAUGCCGUGAAGAAGGAGCAGCUCAUGAAGAGCAUCUGUCCCUGGCUCUCGGCGGAGGUGGCCGAGGAGGUGGGCCACAUUGUGGACUCACGCGAGAUCCUCACGGCCAUCAUACAGGAGAUCAUCAAGCAGCGCGCGGAGGUGUAUGCCGGCUAUCGCGAAGACUUGUCCGAGGCCACCACACUCACGACGGAUGUUUGCGAGGAAGAGGGUUGCAUGGUCGACGAGAUGGAGGCGUGUCCGUGCGAGACCGGAACCGAGGAAGAGUGUCCCACACCGCCGCCGGAGCCUCCGCAUUUGUGAGCACUUCGCAAAAUGCUGCAAAAUGAUUUUUUUUGUUUAGAUUUAGUUAAGAUUUUAAGUUGAACAAAAAGCGGCCCCUCCCAGACACACAUACACACAAGACAAAAAGACACACAUCCAUACAUAUAUACAAUACCCAAAAUAACCGCUAUGAUGGACAUGAUCGAACAUGCACCGCCGUUUUGCGGUUGUGUCUGGCGGUUGUGCUGCCUCUGGUAUCGCGGCAGCCGGCUGCCAAACACAAUUGCAGUGCAGCGGUGAAAUUUCAAAUUGUAACAAAUAUUGUUAAAGGUUUUUAUGUUAUUGAAAAUUCAACGAAAUAAAGCUCAAGAAACCACAAAAAAA